Molecule: messenger RNA, 2092 nt
Organism: Kockovaella imperatae
Lineage: Eukaryota; Fungi; Basidiomycota; Tremellomycetes; Tremellales; Cuniculitremaceae
Exons: 4
Coding region: 274-2070 (598 amino acids)
Source: RefSeq, a predicted model, not a curated record
AAGAGGAUAUACCUGGAUCUAUCUGUUGAUGAUGAUACGAGCCAAAUGGAUGGCGAAAGCAGAGACAGAUGGACAUUGAGUCGGUAGCCUCACGGUCAAAGCCUCAAGCAGCAUACCUGCUGUAAUUGAGCGUGCCACACUGCCACGUGUUGGAACACGUGGCACUCAGAUCUUCAUGAUUCGGGGCGCGAUGAAACCCGUUAUUAUUGCUGUCACGCUGGUCUCCGGGGACAAUACUCGUCUUUCUCCCUCGCAUCUCCCCGACGUCAGGACAUGACGACGCUAACCGAGCCGACCGUACGGCAGAUGACAGACAGCACAUUGUCAUCGAUGGCCAAGGAUAUUCUAGACCGAUCAGUUGGACCGCACAAAACCUCAUCAUCUUCCAAUCAAGUUCCACAAGCAGAAGAUGGGCACGCUGAUGGAUCAAACGACCUUGUCAAGGAUCUAGCUGUGCAUCUGUACGCGCUUCAUGAGCUCGAAACGCAUGUCAGACUUCUUAAAGAAGGACAAGAGAAUGCAGUACGAAACGUCAUCGUUUCAGAGCUUCAAACCACGAGGACCAGCGAGAGAUUGAACAGCGAGAUCUGGUCCAUCCUGGAUCAAAUAGAGCACAGAGUCUUGAGCGGAAGUCAGCUAUCAUCGCCCACCAACGGAUCUGCGGGGGCUGUAGUAGAUAACCAAGAGGACGACGCAUCUGUCGAGCAGGGAGCUUCGAUCCGACUGGACGACCUUCUAUGGAGCCGGUUCCACGUCGACGAGAAAGGUAGCAGCGUAACGGCCCUGGAUCUCCUAUUGCCUCCAUACGGAAGAGGUCUGACGCAAUCUCCGCUUUCACAUCCGCUCGUCAAGAUACUCAUCAACGUAGCGUGGACGUGUCCAAUACAGUCAACUCGCUCUGAACUAGGUCGUAUCCGUCUCGACGAAAGUCACGGACGAGAUGAGCUCGAACGAGGUGUACCGAAGCAAGUAGGGCAGUCGGGUCUGCGCAAAGCGUAUUCCAAGCUCGAAUCUUGCAUCACGCCGAGUCGUCAACAUAAGCUCGGAUUCAUCUCUUUUGGCGUCCUGUACUGCCUCACCCUCGCCUUGUCAACUGCACCCGGUACUUUCAUCGUCCCCUACACUUACAUCAAUCCACAACCUCAGGCAAUGGAGAUAAUCUACAUACUCUGGGCGACAGCUUUUGUCAUUGCAUCCUUGCAAAGUCGAAGCACGAGCCGAAUCCUCCUCACUAUCCCGACGUUCCUUUGCCUGCAUAACCUCUUUUCGCCGCCUAGCGCCUAUUCUUUUCUAUGUCUCUCCAUUCCAACCCUGACGAUAGCCUUAAUCGUUCCUCGUUCUUUACCGUCUCUCGUAUAUCUCUUUCCAGAGACAUUACCAUUGUCCGCCAUUCUCGCGACUUCCCUUGGACGAGCUAUCAGGUCGUUGACUCUGCUCGGUCCUUUGGCUCUCUUCCUCUUCAUCAUCUUGGCCUCGUCGAUGAAUGGAGACUCAGACCUAUGGGUGAUAUUUGGAAACUUCAGCUCGGAUAUGGGUACAACGCUCAGUCAACUGGUCUCGGCUGUCGGUCAUGGUGCCAUGGGCGGAGAACCUCCUGUCGCGCCUUAUGAAGCUCGACAAGCCAUCUUCAUCUCGCUCAGUCUCCUACUGGCUUUUUCUAUUCCACUGGCUAUCGCUCAGUCGUACCCUCCAACAACCAUUUCACUCAAAACGCCUUCGAGCUCACGUGGUGUUGCUUCGACAUCAUCCGAAGUGGUCCAUGACGACCUGGAUCGGAAUUACUCACCAUACAUCGCACUAUCCGCGCGAACUCACUGGGCUCGCAGUGUCAACCACUAUCUGUCACCUCGUCCCAUACUGCCAUUCAACAUCCUCACUCUACCCCUUGAGCUCAUCGCGGCCGGAGUGAUGAUCCGUCCCAUCCCCCUAGAAAAGGCUAAAGCGAUCAGGAGCAAGGUGCUCGCUUGGAACGAGGUUCUCGCGGUAUUAAUUACGGCUCCGUUAUGUUUCUUAUUAGGGUUGUUAGAGCGCUUUACCCGUGUCCGAGGAACCAAGAAUCAUAAGUUGUAAGUGGGUGCAGAUGAAUAUUGUA